Molecule: messenger RNA, 2323 nt
Organism: Argiope bruennichi
Lineage: Eukaryota; Metazoa; Arthropoda; Arachnida; Araneae; Araneidae
Exons: 10
Coding region: 275-2110 (611 amino acids)
Biological process (GO): DNA alkylation repair; DNA repair
Cellular component (GO): nucleus
Molecular function (GO): dioxygenase activity
Source: RefSeq, a predicted model, not a curated record
GAAAGACAUGAUAUUUAAGCGGACAUUUUCACUUUUAGGUUAGCCUUGUGAAACAAUUUGAUUUGUAAAGCGGCAUUAUAUUAGUAUUUUAAUUCUGCUUUUGGCGGUUUUAGGUUUUUAAUCUGAAAUCUUGAGUUUCAGUUUCGGAUCGUAUUUAAUGUUGUGCAACGUGUUUGUAAUAAAAGUGUUAACAUUAUUACAGAUUUUUAUAUUUACUGGAAAAUAUUUAAGCACCUUCUAAGGUAUAAGGAUUUUUCCCCAAUCGUAUUCAAAAAUGAGUGAAGAUAGACGGAAAAAUGCAAGAACCCAAGGACGGUUUUCAGGUGGCGAUAGAGAAGGUAACUCAAGAUGGCACGAUAAACAAAAUUCUAAAACAACUUCAGCAGAUAAAAAUAAAGGUGAAAAAAGAAAAGCUCCUGUUGUUGGAUCAAGAGCACAAAAUGAAAUUGAUUUACAGUUUGAAGAAGACAGUAACUAUAAAUUCAAAGAACUUGAAACUCCAGGAAAACCACAAGAAUUAAAAUUUACUGGACCUGAAUUUAUACUCAGUGAAACAGAUAAUGGAAUUUCAAGACUGAUAUAUGAUCCAGACUUUAUGCAGUUAGCUGAAGCUGAAGAAUACAAGACAAUAUUGCGUAACUCUACUGCAUGGUAUGAUAAAAAUAUUGUCAUAAGAGGGGUAGAAUAUCCCCAGCCACGAUUAGUUGCUUGGUAUGGGCCUCAUCCAUAUAGCUAUGCUGGAACAACAUUAGAAGCUAGAGAAAUGCCCAAUACGAUUCGAGAAAUAAAAGAAAAAGUUGAAGCAAGUUUACAGGAACAUGGUAUUAAUGUUGAACUAAACUCAGUGCUUCUAAAUUUGUACAGAAAUGGGAAAGAUAGUGUAGCAUGGCAUAGUGAUGAUGAAUUUACUUUAGGAGUGUGUCCUACUAUCGCUUCAGUUUCUCUGGGCGAAACGAGAAAAUUUGAAAUGCGUCCAAAAAGAAAUGUAGAAAAUGUCAAUACAAGCGAUAUAUUAUUUGUAAAUCUAACACAUGGUAGUCUUAUUGUCAUGGAUGGAUGCAUGCAGAAAGAUUGGCAGCAUCGAGUUCCAAAAGAAUAUCAUGAUAAGGGUGAAAGAAUAAAUUUAACCUUUAGAACAAUUUAUCCUAUUGAUCAGCUUCCACCAGAAAUGCCCUAUGUGUCAAAUAUGAAGUCUGCUAAAACUCCUAGUGCUAAAGUAGAUCAUCAACAAGAUCAUAAAUUUGAUGCAGAAAGUUUUCCGCCUCUUGGAAUGGAAGUUAAUGACAAAAAAAAUAAAUGUUUACCAAAGGAAAAUUAUAAUAAAGAUUACCAACAAUCUGUUAAACAAAGAAAACACCAGAAGGAAGAAAACUGGGAUGAUGAAAUGUUUCAAAAUGUUGAAGGAAUGGAAGAAGCUUCAAAAAUCCAGAACAAUCUUAAUAAAAAGUCAAGUCCUAAACCAACUGUUGAUUCACUUGAAUUACAUCCUAGUCAAAGUGACAAUAAUUCAAAUAUUAAGGAAUCUGCUAAAAUUUGUAAUAUUACCCCUAGUGAUUUUACAAAAUGUGAGUACUCAGAUAGUUCUGCAGAGUAUCAGUCACACAGUGUGCCAAAUGACAGCUAUUCAUUUGAAUUUGAAGAUCCAAGUACAUCUGAAAACAAACCUCUUAAAAUCGACCCAGAAUCUGUUGAAAUCAAUGCAAUAACAAUGGAUUCGGGUAAAAAGUAUGUGUUAAAUGCAGAUGCCCCAGAUUUUGUACCACAAAAAAAAUUUGAAAAAUACUCUUUUUAUCAACUUGCAAAGAAAUGUUCAGAUCUUAAAAAUGAAGAACUCCCGGAAUUCACAGAAGCGCUUUUUAAAUGUUUAGAUAAAAAUGAAUCUCAUUUUUGCGCCCGUGAUUUCUAUGAACUUGAGGUCUACUUUAAGUUAAUGGAAGAUGGCUCAUUAAAUGUUAAACAUCAAAAGAUUGUUAUAGGAAGAAUCGGUUCAAUGAUAUUAAAUGGUUUUCAUAAGAAGAAUGAAAAACGAUACAGAAAUCCAAGUAAUUCUUUUGAUGAGAAUAAUUAUCAGAAACAUAGACAAUCCUAUGGAAGAUCACCAAGGUAUUAAAUUUGUGACUUUCAUAUGGAGAAUAAUUCUGCAAGCAUGUUUUCCAGCCUUUUUUAUCAGUACAGAUUUAUGUAAACUGUACUAUAAAAAUAAAGAAUCUAUUUCUUGGAGAUAGUUUAAUCGUUUUUUAAUAAAAAUAUAAAUUUUUGAUUCUAUGAAAUCUUUUAAAGGAUAACUAUGUACAUGUCAUUGUAAUAUUUUAUUGUGUGUUAU